AUGGGGACCCGACAAGCACCAGGGUUUAAGUUAGUACCACAAUCGGACGAGCUUGACACUGACAAACCUAUCCUUGAAACAACCGCAAUUGAUCCUCGCUCAACUACCUCCCCUCAAAAGCGCUGGUCUGACCCGGUCUGGCUGUGUGUCUACGGGAAUACUGCCAUUCUAUUGAUCAACGUAAUAUUCACCAUCGCUGCUGCCUCGUGGGCAGCCUCUCACGAUGGAGAUUGUCAUCCUGACGGCAACCAGCAGCUUUUCCUGUCAUAUUUUGAUGUCGCCCUCCCGAGCCGACGUGGAUCGCGCCCAUUCCGAGCGCCGCUGGCUCACCAUUGCUGUGUUUUCCAUGCGAAACUUCAAAAACCUCCGGUGGCCCCAUCGAAUGCUGUGGAUUCUAUUGACCGGGACCUCACUCAUUGUACAACUCAUGAGCGUUUGUCUGACUGGCUUAGUUAUAACUCUGUGAUCUAUUCCUCCAUCAAUGCGAAUUCCUACGCCGCGCUGAUUGCCUCGCAUGAAUUUGUCUCGAACACCAGCAUUCCCACCUCUGAUUUUGAAGCUCAGUCUUGUUACCCUGUGGUCGAUCUCGCAUGGAAUAUUUCGGAUCUCCGAGCAAGCAUACUUAAUGGAGAAUUUGAGGUUCUAGACACCCAGUCAUGCAUUGAAGCAUACGCCGUGGAGUACCUUUCUGAUCGACGAACGGUUAUUGCGGUUCCCUCCGAAUCAAUGACUGCCAACAGCACGAGGUUGUACAUGAGCGGAUAUGGAUGGCCUGCCAGGAUCUACGGCGUGAAUAACCGUUCCAACGUGAUACAGGGGAGUGGAUUGAUCGGGAAUUACUUCGACUCUUCUGGUUAUCACCCUGGCGACGCAUUUAGUUGGAUUUGUAGCUGGAGCGAUGCCUACAAGAACUGCACCAAGGAGACUGCGCAAGCUAUGAGUCCAUGGACGAUACUUGGGGAGACGUGGACUCCCUCCACUUCGAUACAACAGUCCAAUAAAACCUCAUUAGAUUGGAUGGAAGUGGCCUGGACAUCAGAUGCAGAUCUUGAAUUAGAUUGGAGUGGACUUAACAAGACUGAAAGGACAGAUCUGAAGACUAAACUCGAGGCCAACCCAACGCAGGAACAGCUGAAGGCUUAUAUUCGCCACCGUGAUUGGAGCAACACGACAUUUGCAGACAGCGUGACGAUUACUUCCUCUUGCACAAAUGAGGAUUGGUAUAAAUAUUUCAUGUAUGGGGCUCCAGACCGGAAUUUAGCCUUUCCAAUUGAGUAUUGCCUGAGCCAAAAGACGGGCGAUCAAUGUCGGCUGCUCUAUCAUAUGCCCAUUGGGGUAGUUAUGAUUAUAUGCAUUCUCCUCAAAGUGGUCUGUUUAUUUUGUCUGGUGAACAUCGACCGCCGCACCCGUUUCCUGACAGUUGGCGAUGCCGUGUCUUCGUAUCUGCAAAACCCAGAUCCUUUGACCAAGGGCUGGUGUAUGCUUUCCAAAUCGACGGUAAAGCAGAGCGAAGAAUGUCCCUGGGGUCCCAGCUGCGACCACGAGGGCAAAAGCCAGCCGCUCCCACCCCCAGCCCAUCCCGAGAAACCCUCCAUCAAGAUAAGACAGUGGUCGAAGGCGUGUAACACUUGGUUCUCACUGGGCGCACUUGUUAUCCUGGUGAUUUACAUCGCCUUAACGCAGACCUUGCCCGAAUACGCUCAAGCAGCAGCACAGAACGAAGCAUAUGAGGACGUCCCGAUCUCACAGAUCUGGAAGAUCAGAGGCUUUGGCUCCGUGCAGUCUGAUGCCCUACUCACAAACCUGGCUACAACCUACGUGGGCAUGGAGCUGCUCGCUAAUACCCCACAAUUUUUAGUAUCAUUACUAUACUUCCUGUUCAAUGACUCUCUGACCCGCAUGCUUCACGCUGCCGACUACAACAGCUAUGCGGUCUCGCGCCGGCCACUACGGGUCUCCUUUCCCCAGGGCGAGCAGCGAUCCACAUUCUACCUGUCCAUCCCGUACCGUUACUGCCUGCCGCUCCUGCUCACCUUCACGCUGAUUCACUGGUUCAUCUCGGAAGGAAUAUUCUACGUACAGAUCCUCCCAUAUGACCUUGCUGGCAAGCCGCUUUCCUCCUCCGUCCUGAUGACGUGCGGAAUAUCAACCAUCCCUCUCGAGGUAGCGAUGUUUCUCUCCAUAGCCACCUUGCUGGGGAUCUGGUUACUUUCGGCCCGGAGAUUCAAAUGUGAUAGCAUGCCCUUUGCAAUUGGAUGUAGUGUUGCGAUCAGCGCCGCGUGUCACCCGCCUUCAAAUGACCCAGAUGCAGCUUUCAAACCAGUGAUGUGGGGUGCCUUGAUGGAUGAUACUGAUGGAGCUACUGAUGUGCCAGCUCAGCACUGCUGCUUUACAUCCUUGGGUGUGAAGGAACCCCAGGGAGACCGUAUGUAUAGUUGA
Molecule: messenger RNA, 2439 nt
Organism: Aspergillus niger
Lineage: Eukaryota; Fungi; Ascomycota; Eurotiomycetes; Eurotiales; Aspergillaceae
Exons: 3
Coding region: 1-2439 (812 amino acids)
Source: RefSeq, a predicted model, not a curated record